AUGGACGUGUAUGUUUCCAUCAUAGACUUGGACCCUUCGGCGGUCAUACACGACUGUGACUGGUCUGACGUGUUUUGCAAAUUGCUCAGAGUCGGUGUUCCCGACCUCAAUUUUUGGCUUUUUCUAACACUGGAACUUGACGUGGGGCAGUAUGAUGGGUUGGUAAUUGACGGAGCCCGACACUUCCGUCAAACUACAUAUAUAGCUGAAAGCAAGAUUGGAGGCUGGGAUUCGAAGGAGAUUGAUCAGUGCUUGUGGAUGGCUUCCAAAGGGCAUCACUGGUUCCGCCGUCUUACCAGUCGCUUCUGCCGCUGGGAGUAUGAAAACCGUGCAGAGUUUUUUUUACCUUACCCACGUCUCUGGGCUAGGAAUGGUGUAGAGUCCCUCCUCGAGAGGGAGAAUUUGGGCUGA
Messenger RNA from Guyanagaster necrorhizus, 411 nucleotides. RefSeq lists its product as uncharacterized. The transcript is spliced from 2 exons. The record is from RefSeq and is a predicted model, not a curated record. The coding region runs from base 1 to 411 and encodes 136 amino acids. Lineage: Eukaryota; Fungi; Basidiomycota; Agaricomycetes; Agaricales; Physalacriaceae.